Molecule: messenger RNA, 1227 nt
Organism: Cucumis melo (muskmelon)
Lineage: Eukaryota; Viridiplantae; Streptophyta; Magnoliopsida; Cucurbitales; Cucurbitaceae
Exons: 3
Coding region: 45-1160 (371 amino acids)
Source: RefSeq, a predicted model, not a curated record
AAAGCAUCUUUCAAAUCUCAAUUCCCAAACACAUUUUUUGGAGAAUGGGAAGUAAUUUGGGCAAUUUUGUUCUAAUUUCUUCAUUCAUUCUCACACUUUUUGCUGUAUCUGUAUCUUCAGCUCCUCCUCCUUAUCACUAUCUUGAUGGUCUUGUCCCAAAUGGUGACUUCGAAACUCCACCGCAUAAAUCAAACUUAAGAAAAACAGUGAUAUUAGGGAAAGACUCCCUCCCAAAAUGGGAAAUCAAUGGAGUAGUUGAGUACGUGUCAGGUGGGCCACAGCCAGGUGGGUUCUACUUCCCAAUCCCCCGCGGGUCCCACGCUGUUAGGUUAGGGAACGAGGCUUCAAUCUCCCAGACGGUGAGGUUAAGAUGGCGUUCCAUUUAUACGCUGUCGUUUGGAACCACUAGGACUUGUGCACAAGAUGAAGUGUUGAGAAUUGAAGCCGCUGGUCAAUCAGCUAAUCUUUCCAUUCAAACUCUAUAUACCAAUGGUGGUGAUACCUAUGCCUUCACUUUUAGGGCUAAUAGGAACAAUGUGAAGCUCACUUUUCAUAACCCUGGUGUUCAAGAAGACCCCACUUGUGGACCCCUCUUGGAUCAAAUCUUCAUCAAGGAGAUGCCACAUGUGCGUCGCCUUCCUGGUAACCUUUUAUUGAAUGGAAACUUCGAAGUUGGUCCUCAUGUGAUUAAGAGCUUCAACAAUGGAAUACUCCUUCCUCCAUUGCAAACUGAUCACAUUUCUCCACUCCCAGGCUGGAUCAUUGAAUCUCUCAAGCCUGUUAAAUACGUUGACAGACCCCAUUUCUUUGUUCCUUCAGGGAAUGCAGCCAUUGAAUUGGUUGCUGGAAGAGAAAGUGCCAUUUCCCAAAUAAUCCGAACUCUUCCUAAAAAGUUUUAUAAUCUGACCUUCACCAUUGGAGAUGCUAGAAAUGGCUGUCAUGGCUCCAUGGAUGUCCAAGCUUUUGCUGCUCAGCAUUCCAUCAAAGUUCCUUUCAUUUCUAGAGGCCUUGGAAGCUCCAAAACUGCAAGUUUGAAGUUUCAAGCAGUUUCUGUUAGAACAAGGAUUACAUUCUACAGUGCUUAUUAUCACACCAAGCUUCAUGACUUUGGCCAUUUGUGUGGCCCUGUCUUGGAUAAUGUUAUAGUUGUUCCAGCCUAGAUCUUGGCCUCCCAAAUAAUACUCAUAUAUAUCAAAGAGUUGCUUUUUGAAUUUUUUUCAUUGUUCA